Molecule: messenger RNA, 8759 nt
Organism: Myxocyprinus asiaticus (Chinese sucker)
Lineage: Eukaryota; Metazoa; Chordata; Actinopteri; Cypriniformes; Catostomidae
Product: unconventional myosin-X-like
Exons: 40
Coding region: 1-6351 (2116 amino acids)
Biological process (GO): signal transduction
Cellular component (GO): cytoskeleton; myosin complex
Molecular function (GO): ATP binding; cytoskeletal motor activity; protein binding
Source: RefSeq, a predicted model, not a curated record
AUGGAUGCCUCUCCACUGGAGGAAGUCUUCAAGACCCUCGCCAGCAUUCACCAGUCACAGCAUCAGGCCCUCCUUGAGCUGCGGUUCAUCGCACUUAUCCAGGUCCAGGCGGAGGACCGGCAGGUGCUCCGGAGCUUGCUACCCCAUGAGGGGGCCCUGCAACCACCCUGCCCCAUGUUCCUCUUGUCAAAAUGGGGGCCCAAGAUGGACCGGAGGCCUUCUUGGAGCUCUUUGAGCAGAUGGCAGGGUGCUCGGGUGUGGGUAAAUCAUAAAGAUCAGCUUGUUCCGUCAACGGUGAACUCCUGUGGAGAUGGAACCCUGGUACUUACCACCGACUAUGGGGAGGUGGUAUACCUGCAGCAGGCAGAGGUCAACAGGGAGAAGGUGUCUCCCAUGCACCAGAGCAGCAUUGAUGGAGUGGAGGACAUGUCCACAUUGGCAGAUCUCCAUGAGUCCGCCAUCAUGCACAACCUUCAUCAGCGAUACCAGAAAGACAACAUCUAUACUAAUAUAGGCUCUAUCCUGGCAGCCGUGAACCCUUAUAAGCAGAUCGCAGGGCUGUAUGAUCCCUCUGCAGUGGAGCUAUACAGUCAGCAUCAUUUGGGCGAGCUGCCGCCACAUAUCUUUGCUAUUGCCAAUGAGUGUUACCGCUGCUUAUGGAAGAGACAUGACAGUCAAUGUGUGCUGAUCAGUGGUGAAAGUGGAGCUGGAAAAACAGAAAGCACCAAACUACUGCUGCAGUUCCUAUCUGUCAUGAGCCAGAACUCUGCCGGGAUGCCACCUGCAGAGAAGAGCACACGCGUUGAGCAAGCCAUCGUACAGAGCAGCCCCAUCAUGGAGGCAUUUGGAAAUGCCAAAACGGUCUAUAACAACAACUCCAGUCGCUUUGGGAAAUUCAUCCAGCUUCAUUUCUCUCAAAGUGGGAACAUCCAAGGAGGAUGCAUCGUCGACUAUUUACUUGAAAAGAAUCGGGUGGUAAGGCAGAACCCGGGGGAGAGAAACUACCACAUCUUUUACGCUUUGCUGGCCGGGGCCAACAAAAGUCAAAAUGAGACAUAUUUUCUGGCAGACCCCCCAGAGUCAUUUCACUACCUGAGUCAGUCAGGCUGUGUGAAGGACCGCAGUCUUGAUGACAAGCAGCUUUUUGACGACGUCAUGGAGGCUCUGAAGGUCAUGGAGUUCACAGAGGAGGAGAUCAGAGAUAUGUUCAAACUGUUGUCUGGAGUGCUGCAGCUUGGCAAUGUGGAGUUCAUGACAGCAGGUGGCGCUCAGAUCACCACCAAACAGGUUGUCACUAAUGUGAGUGAGUUGCUGGGGCUGGACUGUUUCCAGCUGUCUGAGGUUCUGACCCAGCGUUCCAUGAUCCUCAGAGGAGAGGAGAUCUGCUCACCACUCACAGUGGAACAGGCGAUAGAUUCCCGGGAUUCGGUUGCCAUGGCACUAUACUCUCAGUGUUUCUCAUGGAUCAUAAUGCAAAUUAAUCAGAAGAUAAAGGGCAAAGACAACUUCAAAUCCAUUGGAAUCCUCGACAUCUUUGGCUUUGAGAACUUUGAGGUGAACCGUUUUGAGCAGUUCAACAUUAAUUACGCCAAUGAGAAAUUGCAAGAAUAUUUCAACAAGCACAUCUUCUCUCUGGAGCAACUGGAGUAUAACAGGGAAGCCAUUCAUUGGGAAGCCAUUGACUGGAUGGACAAUGCAGAAUGUCUAGAUCUGAUAGAGAAGAAACUGGGCAUGUUAGCUCUAGUUAACGAAGAGAGCCGGUUCCCCAAAGGCACUGACUUCACCCUGCUGGAGAAACUACACAGCAGACACUCUACCAAUCCCUACUAUGUGAAACCCAGACUGGCGGACCAUCAGUUUGGUAUAAAACACUAUGCUGGAGAGGUUUUAUAUGACGUGAGAGGGAUUUUAGAAAAGAACAGAGACACAUUUAGAGAUGAUAUCCUGAACAUGCUGAAGGAUAGUAGACUGGAUUUCAUCUACGACCUCUUUGAGCAAGUGAGCAGCAGGAAUAAUGAGGAGACUCUGAAGAUGGGCACAGCCAGAAGAAAGCCCACUGUCAGCUCUCAGUUCAGAGACUCUCUUCAUGCCCUAAUGGCCACUCUCAGUGUGUCCAACCCCUUCUUUGUGCGUUGCAUCAAACCAAACAUGAACAAGACUCCCAACAAGUUCGACCCAGAUGUGGUUCUGAAUCAGUUGCGUUACUCUGGUAUGUUGGAGACAGUGAAGAUCCGCAGAGCCGGAUUCCCUGUCCGCCGCACUUUUAAAGACUUCUUCAGCAGAUAUAAGAUAAUCCUGAAGGAUAAAGAAAAGGUGGCCGUGGCUUCAAAUGGAGAUGAGAAGAAGAAGAGCACAGAUCUGCUGACCCUCUACAACUGCACCAAGAAGGAGUGGCAGCUUGGAAAGACCAAGGUGUUCCUAAAAGAGCCUCUGGAACAGAAGCUGGAGAAGGAGAGAGAUAAAGUGCGAAGCAGAGCUGGGCUUAUUAUACGAGCCUAUCUUCUGAGAUACAUAGCAAGAAAGAACUUCAAGAAGGCUCUGGCCAGCAUUGUAACCAUCCAGAAGAACUACCGCGCUCAUCUCUAUAAACAACGGUAUCUACGGAAACGUUCAGCUGCGCUUGUCCUCCAGAAACACAGACGAGGACAAAUGGCCCGAGGAAUCUGCCGCAAACUGCGGGAGGAAAAGCGUAAGAAAGAGGAAGAGAGGAGAAAGAAAGAAGAGGAGGAGAAGAAGACAGAGGGAGAACAAAACAAGAAAGACGAAGAGGAAAAGGAACGAGAGAUAGAGUCUCCACGCCCUGCUGAGGAGGAGAGCCAUCAGAUGGAGGAGAUCCUGCGUUUGGAACGAGAGAUUGAGCGCCUGCAGAAGCAGAGAGAGGACGGCGUGUCCAUGCUGUGCGAGAGCUCCAGACAGGAACUCCGUUUACGCAGAGACGCUGAGAUUCUGCGUCAGAAAAAACAAGCCUCUCGUGCUGCCACUGAAUUCCUCGAGCUGCUUGACACUGGAGGUCCAGAGGUCAUCCCUGGUGAUCCUAAAGAAUCCGCCUCCAGACCGGCAACCACUACAGAGGAAGAGGUAGACGAAGGCUUCCACGCAGAGGAAGAGUGCAUACCCCUUCCAGAGUUCCCUCCUCCAGCAGAAGGCCCUGUAGAUCAGGAGAUCCUUGCCACACUGGCUCCUCCACCACCUGCUUUUGCCGAAGGUAUGGUGGCCUCGUCCACACCUAACGCUCCACCUGGGGCUCCUCCACCACCCCCUCCUCCACCUCCUCCCCCUCUCCCUGGUGGAUCCAAAAAGGAAGAUGGAAAGCCAGAGGAAGCCAUAUCAGCUAAAGAGGUUGAUGGGAAGAAGGAAGGAGAGGAUGUAGACCGCACCAGCAGGCUGACCGCAGUGGAGCCUCUGCCUGAUACAGAGGAACCCAUCUACAGUGUGCCUGGGGAUGAGUCGGACUAUGACCAAGAUGACCUGGAGGACGGACAGAGCAGCAUCACAGCAACAGACAUAGAACAUGCGCGCAAGUCUACCUGCACUAACGCAAGCCAGGAGUCCUACAACCGCAGCUCAGAUUCGUAUGCCGAGAGUGAUGAUGAACACGAUGGUUAUGUGGACACAGAUGAGGAGGUGUCCAAUGGUAGAGUCAGCAUCUUAAAUGGGAACGGACCUCCAUAUUUCCACAGUUACCUCUAUAUGAAGGCAGGGUUGAUGAUUCCAUGGCGCAGGCGUUGGUGUGUUCUGAAGGACGAAACCUUCAUGUGGUUUCGCUCCAAGCAGGAGUCAUUUAAGUCGGGCUGGCUGUAUAAGAAGGGUAGAGGUCUGUCCACACUGUCCCGCAGGAAUUGGAAGAUGCGCUGGUUCGUCCUACGUGACACCAAACUCAUGUAUUUUGAGAAUGACAGUGAGGAGAAGCUGAAAGGGACCAUUGACAUCCGCUCAGCCAAGGAGAUUGUGGAUAAUCAUGAGAAGGAGAAUGCUCUGAACAUUGUGACAGAUGAGAGAACGUACCAGGUGUUUGCUGAGUCACCAGAGGAUGCCAGUGGUUGGUUUAAUGUGUUGAGCCGGGUCCACAGUGCAUUACCAGAGCAGCUGUUGGAGAUGUCUCAUGAGCAGGCCAACCCAAAGAAUGCAGUGGGCACACUGGAUGUUGGAUUGAUUGACUCAGUAUGUGCUUCAGACAAUCCUGACAGGCCCAAUUCAUUUGUGAUCAUCACAGCCAAUCGUGUGAUUCACUGUAACUCAGAUCUGCCAGAGGAGAUGCAUCACUGGAUCAGUCUGCUGCAGAAACCCAAAGGAGACUCUAAAAGUGAUGGCCAGGAGUUCCUGGUCAGAGGUUGGCUGCAAAAGGAGAUGAAGGCGGGGGCCAAGAGUUCUGCUCUCAAACUGAAAAAGCGCUGGUUUGUGUUGACCAACAAUUCUCUGGACUACUACAAGUCUUCUGAACGCAAUGCAUCCAAGAUGGGCACUCUGGUUCUGAACAGCCUGUGCUCUGUUGUCCAGCCUGAGGAGAAAAAGUUUAAAGAGACAGGCUAUUGGAACAUCAUAGUUCAUGGACGUAAACAUUCAUACCGUCUGUACACCAAGAUGCUGAAUGAGGCGAUGCGCUGGGUGUCCUCCAUUCAGGGGGUCAUUGACAACAAGGUGCCCAUUGAAACCCCCACCCAGCAACUCAUUAGAGACAUCAAGGAGAACAGUGUGAACUCUGAGGCUGUGGAACAAAUGUACCGAAGGAACCCAAUCCUCAGAUAUACACAGCAUCCCUUGCAUUCACCUCUCCUGCCCCUGCCCUACGGAGAGGUCAGCGAAAGCUUGCAAAAGGAGAAGGGUUACGGAAGCCUGCAAGAUGAGGCAGUGAAGAUCUUUAACUCACUCCAGGAGAUGGAGAUCAUGUCAGACCCCAUCGCCAUCAUCCAGGGCAUCCUGCAGACCUGCAACGACCUGCGGCCACUGAGAGACGAGGUGUACUGUCAGCUGAUCAAACAGACCAAUCACGUGCCACAACCCAACAGCCCUGCAAACCGCGCUCACUGGCACCUGCUCACCUGCAUGAGCUGCACCUUCCUGCCCAGCCGUGCCAUCCUGCGGUACCUGCGAUUCCAUCUGAAAAGAGUUCGGGAGCGUUACUCUGGCACAGAGAUUGAGAAGUACGCGCACUUCAUUGGUGAGUCCCUGAAGAGGACAAAGACCAGGGAGUAUGUGCCCUCACAGGAGGAGAUCGUUGCCCUGCUGAACAGACAGGAAAUGACAACGACAGUGUACUGCCAUGGAGGAGGGUCUUGCAAGAUAUCCAUUAAUUCACACACCACAGCUGGAGAGGUGGUGGAGAAGCUGAUUCGUGGUCUGGCGAUGGAAAACAGCAGGAACAUGUUCUCUCUCUUUGAACACAAUAAAGUGGAAAGCAGGGCCAUAGAGAGUCGUGUCAUUGUGGCAGAUGUGCUCGCCAAGUUUGAAAGGUUGGCAGGCGGUGAGGAUGAGGAGGAAGAAGGCCCCUGGAGGCUCUAUUUCAAGCUUUAUUGCUUCCUUGAUGUUGAAAGCAUGCCAAAAGAGGGAGUGGAAUUUGCCUUUAUGUUUGAGCAGGCUCAUGAGAGUCUAAUCAGUGGUCAUUUCCCAGCCCCUGAGGAAACCCUCCAGCAUUUAGCAGCCCUGCGUUUGCAAUAUAUCCAUGGUGACGUGGCCCGUACGCCCUGGAGCCUGAGCAGCAUGUACCCCGUGGGGCGACUCCGCACACGCAUCUUCCAGUCUACUAAGGCAGGGGGUGCUGGAGUACCUGGGGCAGGUAUAGUCGGGCCAGGAGCUCACACUUUAGAGCGCCGAAAGGCCAACUUCCUCGAUGGGACCCUGAGACGCAGCUUCAAGACGGGGUCACUGAAGAAACAGCGUGUGGAGGAGGAACAGAUGCUGGAGAUGUUUGUUAAGGAGGAGAUGUCAGCCACACUAACCAGUGUGCUGGAGAAAUGGAGCCGUCUGCAGGGGAUGCCUCAGCACCAGGCCAUGCUCAAUUACAUGACCGUCAUGAAAGAGUGGCCCGGUUACGGGUCCACAUUGUUUGAUGUGGAGUGUAAAGAGGGUGGUUUCCCUCAUGAUCUGUGGUUGGGUGUCAGUGCUGAAAACAUCUCUGUGUACAAACGGGGCGAGCCCAAACCACUCGAAACUUUCCAGUAUGAGCACAUCGUUUUCUUUGGAGCGCCUCAGCCCAGCACAUACAAAAUCAUUGUUGAUGAAAGGGAGAUGUUCUUCGAGACGCCUCAGGUGGGUGAAAUCACUAAAAUCAUGAAGGCGUAUAUCAACAUGAUCGUCAAAAAGCGCUGCAGUAUCAUGUCAGUCACCAGCAACAGCAGUGCCUGGAUGAGGUGAUCGAAACCAACCGAUGAGAUCAAAGCAUCCAGCAAGAUGAGUGUGAUGACAGUGGAGUAAACAUCUGAACUGGAUGAUAAGAGAAAGAGAGUGAGAGAGCACAGAGGAACUAGAGACAUCACCUCUCCGACAAUUUAACUGCUGAAAAACUCUUAUUUGUCCUAAAUACAACAGCACAUUACAGUUUAUUUAGUAUUUAUUUUUCUUUUCAAAGCACAACAAUACGACAGCCUACUCACUGUUCUCUCCCUUCACUGCCAGCACCUUAACUGAUGACCAAACCUAUUUAUUUUCUUGUCUGUUCUUCUCCAUUUGGCUCUCUAAAUACUCAGUUUUCAUUACGUGCAACAUGAUCACACAGGAAAUCAACAUGUUGCUUCCGAAUGUUCGUGUACUCUGAAAUCAACCCCAUUUUUUGGAAUUACUGAAAAGUGCCACCCCCAUCAGACAUUUGUGCAUUGAUUCAAAUGUGUUUAUCUUUUCCUGUGCCGCAACUGAUAGUGUUUUGUGCGAGCAACCUCCGAAACACUGGUUUUGGUCCCAUGGAAACCAGGAAGUAAUCACGUUCCCAUUAGCAAUGGUGAACGCGAUUCUGAGGUUGCAUUUUCACUCUAAAAUGACAUUUUUACUCCACUGACGGUUAGGUUUAGGGUUGGGAUUUGGGUUAGGGAGUAGGGUUAAUAAAAUAUGCAUUCCAGUUGACUGUAUUACAUCAUUUACAACAAAAAAAUACAACUUGAUUUUGGUGCCACCCUGUGGACACUUUACCCAGAAACUGGAGUUCAAAUGUGUGCAUGGGUUCAACAACACUUCCAGCUUCGGCCACUGUGGGGCAGUGGUUUGAAUUGCGGUAAGCACAGACCGAUUUCAGAAACAGAACUUUUGACCUCCUGAUGCCAAAUUCACAGUGUGAUCAGUUUGGUCAGUGAUAGUUGCCAUUUCCUAAACAAUAUGUUCCUAACAGCCAAUCAUUUAUAAAUGAUCAUCUACUAACUGUUUUACUGAAAUGUAUGAUUCACGUCAACCUUUCUGGAGUGUGAGAACUCAAGCGAACUUUCCUUCAAUUCACAUCCAGAGCCUUUUUGCAAAGCCAUGACUGCUCAUGCCAAUCAGAUCACAGCAUACCUGUAAAGCUUCUGAGGGCAGUUGUAUGUGGAUAUCAGCAACAAAGACACUACAGCAGUGACUGUGUGACUGUUCACACAUCAGCUCAUAUUUGUGACAGUCCACAUUUUCAACAUAACAAACAUCCUAUUUUCUGUUAAAUGGCUAUUUAAAAAAUAGUCUAUACUGUACAUACAUAUGCUAAUAUGUCUAAAACUGUGUAUUUACAUGCAACAUUUCCUUCUUUUUCUUUCUUUUUUUUUUUUUUUUGCCAAUGAUAAUAACCUUGUAUAACUUAAUCUGUUCCAUUACACAAAGGCAAACCCAGCCAGAGCAAGUGACUUACUAUGUUAGAGGAAAAACAUGUCCUAGGCACGUUUGCGCCCUAUUGCAGGGAUCAAAUGGUUAUUGAGUAUUAUAUAAAGUAGCCCCAGGUCUGCCUGCCCAAUGCAAACAAUGAAAAGUGGCCCGCCGCUAAACAAGGAUUAUUAAUCAAGCAACAGUCAAGAUUCAAUAGGCAUGUUUUUGUACUUUCACUAUGUGUGUGCGUGACAUUAAUUGUGUAACACUACACUGUUGUCAAAUGAUAAAAGCAGCUCAUUUGAUUAGAGCUUGUUCCUCAUGUCAGGAUUUAUGCAAAAAAUUAUCAUAAAGAGUCAAGCAGGUUUUUGAUCCUAGGAAAACAUUUAAGUGCUUCAGAAGCAUUUAAAUCUUAAAUAUAGUGUGCAGAAUUGAUACUAGACCCGUUACUGGACUGUGAAAUCUUGAUCAACAAGAGGAUAAUCGCAAAUCAUCGGCCUUGGACCGAUUCACCAGAACUCCACAAUAAACCUGACCAUAAACUUCUGAUAACAUCUCAUAUUAAAACAGAGAUGAAGACACAACAUUCAGAAAGUUACAAUAUUUGCACUUAUCAUAAUGUUUCUUAUUUUGCUUUCUGGCAUUUACAUUUUUUGUUUUCUUGCAUUUUAAGAACAGGUUCUCAACAAGGUCAAACCAGCCUUUUUUGUUUGCCUAAAUGAUAGAGCUCCUUUGGUAUUCUUAUUAGGUUUCAAAUGGUUUCAGACUGUUGCCAGAGAGAACAGAAGACAAAACAGAGAUCUAAUCUGGAUCUAAUUAAAAUGAAACAUCAUCCACUGACUCUCGAUCAACAAUGAGUCCAGGUAUGCCUGUUAUUUUUUAUUUAAUGUGAGUAUAAACCUGCAACAGUAUGUGUAAUUUUGCUGUUUGAUAUGCAACUAGAUUUGUCAGUGUAAUGCAAGUUCUUUUGUGAAUGUAUGUCUGAAUUAAACAAUGAAUUGAAA